This is a messenger RNA of Paramuricea clavata, 8739 nucleotides long. Lineage: Eukaryota; Metazoa; Cnidaria; Anthozoa; Malacalcyonacea; Plexauridae. The record is from the annotation of a GenBank genome assembly.
AUGUCGUUGAUGUUGACAGCAUUCUUCGAUAUAUCAAAAUGGAAGAUGAUAGCAGUGUCGUUGAAGCACGUAAAUAUUGCAGGUGACAGGGAGUCCCAUGCUUGCUACGCGUAGACAGUAGUCGGUCAUUUUUUUGUGGGACAAAAGCUAAGAAUGCUUCCCGAAUCCCGCGUUGCUAUUUUUGAAGCUCGUUUUGACGAUUUUAGCAAUUCCGUGUUUAUAAGUCCAUGCAGUUGCUAGGUACUAAAUUUUGGAAUUCUUUGGCAACAAGGAAUCUUAUACCAUGUCUUUAAUAUCACUGUAAUAAUUAAUUAACAGAAUGCACUAAAUAUGAUGGAAAGAUGGAAAUUAUUAAGACUCUGCCGGGAAACUGGUCGGUGCUGAAAGUUCAAUAAUACCUCAUUAUCAUCUCAUCAUACCUCAGCAAUACCUCAUGUUCGAAAAGUUAAUAGAAUUGCCAUAAUAUAUGUAAUAUAGUUAAAGUUUGCGAGUUCACGGCAACCAGGUUUAAUAUCAGUCAUGUUUUCGCCCGCCACUCCGAUUUUUAAAUAAAUUUUACAUUCACAUUCGUGUCAACAUUUCAGUUUAGUGUCUUUAUCACUCAUCAGGAGUGACCUGAAGUCGCAACACGGAGCUUCUUACAGUAUACACUUGAGAGAUGACGUCAUCUGCCAACAAGGUGCAGAUCAUCUCUAUUCAAAGCACGAUUUUACUUUGACCCUAUCCUUGGCCAUUUUCCACAAUGGUAUUCACCUUGGGAAAGUGUAGGACUUUUGAGGACAAGGUUUGGGAGCAGGGGCAACGAUGCUAAGCAACCUGCUGCCAGAUAUUCACAGUGUUUCCGAUACAAAGAUUCGAUAUAUCCCUGUGUCCCAUUUCUGGUAGCAAUGAUAGCCUCAAAGACAUGAAAUGUGUCUCAUUUCCAAACUUGGCACGGUCCAUCCCAUGGUAUUAUUGAGCGUUUUCCCCAUGCUUAAUUUCAUCCGCUAUGCCUGACUUCAACAGCAGUGUGCCUUAUAUUUAUUUGUCCUCAUACAUUCCAUGUAUAUUCCUUUAUUAUGAUUUUGCAGUGUGAUUUACAUUUUUGUUUACAUGCACGUCCAUCUGAUUUUGUUUACACAGCCUCUCGUAACAUUUUCCUAAAAUGAAUAACCUGUUAAACUUACUGACUUCUCCCCUCCGCCUAAAAUAUGAAUUACUGUGUCGUAAAAAAGCUGGUAUGAGUUUAAUUAUUUAUGAAAUUUGAGGCGUAAAAUGUUUGCAGUGGUUAAUUUUCAGUCCCAAUGAAAUUGUCAAAUAUAUUUUUGUGUAGCCAUUAUCAAAUCACCUGAAUACAGAGAAAGAACUGAUGAAACAUAUCGAGCACAGGUGAUAUGAUUAUACAUAGUAUACUGUAGUUAUGUCCAAUCGUAAUGUUGUGCUUGCAUGUUUGAGCACUCCAUGGCAUUUUAGGCAUGUCUGGAUACGCAGAUGUCAUUCUGUUGUACCGCGUGCUUUAGGGACGUUCAGAUUUUGACUUCCAUUACCGUUGCCGCUACCAUUAACCAAUCAGGUGCGUUUAAUCUACCGGAUUUAAUCUACCCAAUGAAAUGCGUUUAGUCUACCCGAUUAACCAAUGAGAGUAUUAAACCAGUGAGAGGUAGUGGUAGUGGAAGUCAAAUUUGAACCUCUAUUAAUUGGUGAAACCAAUUUCCAGAUAGGACUAAUAAGCUGUUGAAUGAGGGUGAGCAAUGGCGGCACUAACCUGAGAUCAGGCUCUAUUUACAAAUAUAGCCUCACACAAACCUUAAUCCAAUAUAGCUUUCCACCCACAGCAAAGUUUAUACUUAGUAUCCAAUCAAAAUGUCGCAGGAGAAAUUUAAAUUCCACACAACGACAACAACAAUCUAAUUAUAGUUGUGAUCACUAUGUAUCAUCAACAAUAGUAUAUAAUCUAAUCAGCACCAACCAAUCAAGUAACAGAUUAAAAAAUAUUUGACUCAUAGACAAAUCACAUUUACAACCGAAAUACGGUUGUAAGGCAUGCAUGGACUUUUAUUAAGUUUUGUAUCAGGCCUAUUUAUUUAUUUACAGGCCUGAUCACAGGUUAUGGCUGCACGUAAUGACAGUACCAUAUACGUAACAUGUCCUUACAGGGUACAAUCGUUUCUUGAUCUUGAAAAAGGCACAUAACAAAAGACCCGUGCAUGCAAAUGUGUAUUAUUUAGGCAGGCAUACUUGAUUGAACGCCUUUCCGAGGCCUGUGGAAUGAUGAAAUUUAGUGGAAAGAGAUCCCCCAUCUGCUGGUUCCAAGUUUCAUUGUUUUGAACAAUGUUUGCAGCAGACAUGUGUCAUUGACUCUUGUUGUAGUACUGUUUGUGCGCGAAAAAAGUGCCUAGAAGCACCUUUGUUUUGGUUUCGGCAAGGCUAAGGAAUUGUUUACGGUAUACGGUAUACGAGUUAACAAAAAAAAAACCCAGCUAGAUACAUAGAUACAAAUUAAGGUUUUCAGGAAAAUAGUAAUUCAAUUGAAUUGUAUUUUGUCACUUGUGUAUACAAGGUUUUUACUAGUAUGGUUACUUCAUGGGAUGGUAAAUCAUAGACGGAUUUUCAUAUUUUUUACUGGGGUGGUGCCAGAAAUUUUAGGGCGGUGAGCCGUGAGCAGGUGACUGAAGCAACACAAAGUGUCACCAAACCCCAGUAAGGUCUAUAUUCUAGGGGUGGAGCACUAGAGCCGCGGGGGGGGGGGAGUCUAGAGAGCAGAAAACAAAGUAUCUCUGGAAAAAUUGGGAAAAAAUCAUGAUUUCUAGCUUCGAAAAAAAGUUUUUUGAAGUUGUCAUAUCAAUAGAUUUGGCAUGUCCGAUUGUCUGUUGAGAUUUGAGAGAGUUAAGUUAAAGUUAAAUGAACCUGUAAAAGUGUAAACCCAAUAGGCCAAUACACAAUAUGCUUUUACUUUUAUAAAGUCAUUGACAUUGUGUCGUUUGAAUCCGAGUACAAUUUAUGAUGCAACUCCGAUGUAAAUAAUAUUUGGGGCAUAAAGAUUAAAUCUAGGCAAGUCUAUUUCCUAAAAGAAUUAAAAACUAAAAAUAAUGUUCGUAAAAAUUCCAAACGUUCCUUGCAAGCAAGCUAUUUGCAUGACAAGGCACUGCAAACUCUAUCAGGGGAGAUAAUAGAGUUUUAAAAUUUUACAAUUGCUCCAAUAAACCAGUGAAUGCAAGCGAGGAGCGAUUAGUUUCAGAGUAUUGCACUGUCUUUUUCUAUUUGAGUGUACUCCUACGUUUAUUUUGUAUCAUCAACACUCUGCACGUUCGGCGGGGUGGGGGUGUUGAAAAUUUUUUUGGAGGGGUGGACAUUUUGUUUGGGGGUUAUAGCUAAUAUUGGGGGGUAGCACCCCCUGCAUCUCCCCACAAAAUCCGUCUAUGUGGUAAAUUACAUGCAUACUGUACAUAGAAAAGUUGUAGCUAGGUUAACCAGGCGCCUGCAUGUUUUCAUUCAUGUAUGAAGCGCGGCCCAGUUCUUGUGACUACAAUGUUCUAUUGUGAUCCUUAUUUUGAUAAUAUUGUCUGUGUGUACCGUAGACACUUAGAUUUAUUAGUUCCAAUUUUUUGUGAUAAUCGUCAUAGUGCAUUGACUCAAAUGAAACGAUUAUCGUUCUGCGAGUAUAUUAUGAUCUUUAUUAUUUCUUGUGUAGCAUGUCCCUUUUGAGGUCAUUUCAUCUGAAAGUGAAGAUGAAAUUCUUGAAAGUACUAGAAAGAAACAUACACCUCCAGCAAGUGUUCCAAGUGAUUCAGAUUUCUCCCCCGAUGGAAAUGUUACUUAUCAGAUAUCUGCGAUAGUUGCACUUAAUAAUUCAGCAAAUGAAUGUGAACUGUUUCUGAAACCUGUCUCCAACAAGUCGCUUACCACCAUUGAAAAUGCUCAAGGUAGCCCUGUCACACAAUCGUCAACAAGUCCUAAGCAACCUGAUUCGGUACUUGACAAAACGAAUAAUAGUGAUGACUAUACUUUGACUGAACUUCAGCCAGUUGAAAAUAAUCGCCAGUUUCCACAGGACGCUUUUCAAAGCACUUUGGAUACUGCUGAUCAGAAUGCGAAUAUAGAACCAGCCGCGCUCACCGAAACUGGGAUGCCUGAUGACGAGGAAGAAGUUUUGCUAAAUGAUGAGGAAGAAGUUUUGCUAAGUGAUGAGGAAGAUAGUGAAGAAUUGAGUGAACAGCAGCGAUGUCUGAAACUGAAUAGAAAAUAUCAGGUACAGUAUAUGUGACGUGUAUCUAUAUAUACAUAUAUAACGCUACAAUCAUGUGGUUGGGGGAGCAUUCCUCCGACAACUGGCACACCUGAACCAGGUUUUAGAUGCAAAUGGUUUACAUUUAAAAUAUACCUCGCAAUCGAAAUAUUUCACGUCGAUAGCUACAGUCAUCGCGCCCAACAAUGUGUAGAUAUAUUUGGUCUCGCUUUGUUUAAGAUUUUUGAAAUUUAACUCCCAUUUUAGUGCAAAGGAUAUACUAUAAAGAUGAAGGAAAAUUCACAUUAGUAACUCCUGUACAUAUACUGUAUAUAAAAUUAGGUAAACAAUGAUCAAUUACAGGUGUACCGAUUUAUUUUUGCAACUAGACCUUUAUCGCGCUAUUUGAGUUGAUAUAAAAUUUGACCCGCGAUCAGGCUAGAGUUUGAGAGAAUUGAACUAACAUAUAUUAAUAUAAUUAUAGUUUAAAGCUCAGAUCAAACGAUGUUGACAGUGCAUGAGAGUUGGCUGUUACGCCACCUUAGUAGGCUGUUCCUAAAUUAAUGCUUUCCUAACACUAUCAUCCACAGAAUACCUUAUUUAAAUUACUUAGUUGGAAUACGCAUCAGAACUUUAUUUUGUUAAUCUAGAGCUUGAAAUGUCCCCUGUAACAAUUCGUGACCAACUCUAAUUAACUCUCAUUCUCGUUUAACAGGAGCUAACUUUAUUGAGAUAUUACUGAAAUGUAUAAUUUAUACAAAUAUGGCUGCCAGUAUAUAGAUCAUAGCACCGUGGACUUACAUAAUGCAAGCGCAUUUUGUUCCUUUCUUAUUUAAUUCUUAAAAUGUCAAUUAAAUUUGGUAUUCUAAAAUAAUUUCUAAUCUUACGAGACUAACGCCUGUAUUCUAAAAGCUCAUUCACACUCAAAGAGUAGAGGUUCAGUCUGAGCUUCCCUUUGGUGUCAAUUAUGCUGUUUUUGAAUAGCUGGAGGGUUAGUGUCGUACCUUACUAUGUGACUAUACUCACCCUCCAGCUAUUCAAAAACAGCAUUGACAGUCAAGGGAAGCUCCAAUUGAACCUCCAUGACUCUUUGAGUGUGAGUGAGCUUUUAGAAUACAGGCGUAUAAAUCUACAAUAUUACCUAAACUAAAGGACAAUUGAGUCUUUGUGGUGGUUUAACUAGUAUUCCGGAUCGUGUGCGAUAAAUGAGAAUUUCCUUUACCUGACACUUCCAAAUCUUAUCUUUUCGACGUGUUGAUUCGAAAUCGUUGUGUUGCUACCUCCAUUUGGUUUUUGUCUUGCUUGAUCCUGAGAAGGAAGAUUUUUACAAACACCGUCUACUUUCUUUCAUUUUGAGCUUCAUCAGGGCACAUUACGUCAACUGGAUUUCCUUAACCACGGUCUUUCUUAAAUAAACUCCUGCAUGUACGUAUAUCCAUUUAAUCAUUCGGCAGAAUCCUUAAGUAGUCGUGCCGGUAUAUUUGAUCAAGGCCAACAACCUUACUAGAUUUAAGCUUCUCCACGCAGCUGAGCAUACGUGAAACGUUCCUUUACCAUAUAUUCUUUGGCUUUUUUGUGACUUUGUUAUAGGAAUAAUGAACGGCGGCCAAACUUUUAACAAAAUCUAUAUACUGUUUCAAUAAAAUGAUAAUUAAACUUAUACGGGCUAUAUUUCUUGUUCGUCUGAGGUCAGAGCUUGACAGUUUUCCAAAAAUUAUUGGGAUUAUCACUAUUCUCGUCAAUAAGCUCUUUGUUAUAUUUACUUUUAAAAUAACGGAUAAGAUUGGUGACGCGAUUACGUGACCGUCUAUUAAUCAUCCAAUCCUCAUUACUAUAUUAGUACGUCUUGCUUGAAAAGAGAGUCACGUUGAUGAAUUGGGGUUUUUAUUUCUCGAUUCUGCUCUACACUCUACAGACAAUCAUUCCAGCUUCCAUAUCGGUAUUCCCAUGCAGUGGAGUCAUUAGAGAGUUUAAGUUCGACUUCCAAUACCAAUACCGAUACCAAUGUUUUCACUUCCGUUUUCAUUUUGGUACCGGGAAUUUUAAAGCGUUAAGUUAUCACGACAGAUAAUUAAAGUAUAGAACACAUUAAUCGUUACCGAAAAUGUGCGGUAUACUAAACUGCAACUGAACUAAAAUUCCGACUAAAACAUUACUCUUGCGAUGCUAAUAAACAAAAAAAUAUCGUAAAAAUUAUGAAAUAUCCGAUUUAUAUGAAUUUAUCUUACAAUUCCCACGACUUCCAAUACAAGGCCGACUUCGGUAGUGGUGACUUCCAAUACACUUGUCCUCGUGCUUCUUGCAAGCAGAGAGCAUGCGCGUGACAUGUUGUUAGAAUAGGUAUUGGUAUCGGAAGUCGAACUUAAACUCUCUAUUGUGUUUCAUAACGGCUCCCAAUUAACAUUAUUAAGUUCUGUACACAAGUGUUCUUGAUUAUAAUUUGCAUGCAUAGUUUCUAAAUGUUUUUGUUUGGUCCGGAAAACGCAUUCAAUUUAGGCCUGUUUUAUACGUCGAAUUUCGGUUACGUCGAAUGCAAUUCAAACAAUAUAGCUAUCAUCUCAUUAUCUAUUGUCUUAAUUGCAUUCGACGCGACCAAAAUUCGACGUAUUAAACGGGAAAAUGAAGCUCAUUAGAAUAACAAUAUAACUCGUUAGUAUAAAUUUUGCAUAUCCAUUGAGCUUUCGCGCGUUCUGAUUGGCUAGUUGACUGGUAAAUCUGACGCAUUAUUUACCAGCGGAUUAGUAAAUAAUGCUUUUCAAAAAGAACGAUCGGCAAAUUUGGUUUCAAAAUUGAUGAAAUAUUGGAAACAAUUGUCCCCAGAAAGCAAAAAAUGUUGUAUUUAACUUGAAAGAUAGGAUUCCUUUAUUUCUUUUACUGUGUCAAACAUAUUCACGGACAAUUCCAAAACAUUCACUUCAAACAAAUCGCAAAAAUUAUCCCGACUGUUAGGAAAAGUACAUUACACACGUGACGGUGAAGGACCAUAUUUAUGAAUAAACGUUGACUAACAUACAUGAGUUAUAGUGUUAUUCUAAUGAGUUUCACAGCCAUCUUCCCUUCAAUGGGCUAUGAUUUAGUUUACGUGCACAAAAGUGAUUUCAUGAGGUAUACUUAUGUCCUGAGGACUAGAUCGAUGAAGACUAUUUGUUGCAAUUAGAUUGUUUCUCCUAAACUUUCCCAGCUAAUUGUUAUGCCUAUAUUGUUAUGAAAUUGCAUACUGAAGGUCCAUCACCAUAUUACAUACUUAAGGAGCCCACCACCUUAAAAAACUGCUCGAAAAAUACUAUCACUAUAUUCACGAUCCAUUAACAUCAAACGUAUAUAAUUGUGUUGUAAUGAAAGUUUUCGCUUUUAGGCAAUCAUUGAAGUACAAAUGAGGAAAAUCGAGAAAUUAAUUAUUGAAAACAGAGAACAACAAGUAAAGUAAAAUUAUUUUAUUUCGUCUGGCUAGUUUAUGCAUCUUAAAACCCAAAGGUCUAUGUUUAAACCCCCUCCUUUACGGGACAGAAAAGGGGUCUUGGAUGAUAUGGGAUAUAAUUACUAGUGAGUAGUGUAAUAAUAGACAUAAAAAUAUUCCUCGAUUGUGAUUGGUUGCUUUCAGUGUUAUUAACAGCAGUGCAAAAUUCUGUAACAACAAUGCAAAAAUAUGUAACAAACGGAUCUGACUUGUGAAAAAAACAAUGUGAUCUAAAAUGAACCAAUCAGCUGAAAGCAGUCGUCAAAUAACGGUCACAGAUUGCUUCAUAAGUGAAAGUUGAGUUCGGGUGGAAAAUAUGGCAUUUAAUUUUAUCUAUUUUUAAAAUGAAAAGACAUUACCUCAAACAAAACGUAUAUUCGGGAAAUUUUCAAUGUGAUAUAAUGUGAUAUAACGAUGCAGGGAAACUUUGUCAGUUUCUCAGUGGACGUUUCGCUAUAAACGUAAGCUAAAACUACACUUGUCUCGAACAUUUUUAUGUAUGUUAUUAUUACGUAAUAGAAUGGUUUAUGGUGAAAUUUGCAUCAAAAUAGCAGAAGUCCGAAGGACGAGUGCUUAUUGAGGUCUUUGAAAAACUCGCUCGUGCAUGCUUUAUCCAAAUUGCACUCGAAACCAUCCUAUUACCCAUAGAGCGUUUGCACUCAUUCCCCAGGGACCAACUCAACAAAAGUCAUGGCGGCCAUGUUGGUAAUCCAGACAAAAGAGUCUAAUUAAAAUUAUUUUGAAUUGAACACGAACAUGGCGGCUGUGACGUCAUGUGCAAACGCUCUAUACUAACUUGUAAUUGUUACAGUAGGUAGUGUAGUACUUUUAAUGUGAUUUAUUUUAUCCUUAAAUCAAACUUGCUUUACUAUACACAAGCUUUUAAUUAAUUUUAUGGAUGCAAUUUUGACCGGGGGAUGUAAACUGCUUAUAUUUGUGAAUGACUUUAUAUUUUUUUGAAUACUUGCAGUUUCGCUUGAGUCAGACGUCUUCUUCCUCACUAGCUAACGAGGAAGAAAACGAACAUAGACAACUUGCUGCUUACAUCAAUCCAUACUUUAGGGUGACACGCAAAGAG